CUGUAAGAGGACACCAGUCUGGACAAGAAAACUGUGUCUACAAAUACGUGCUAGCUAAAGAGAGGCACAUGAAAACAUAGCUAACGCAGUUUUUAAAAAAGAAAAACUAUCUAAAAACUUAAGUAGCAGCGGAGAAAAGCAGGGAGAGCCAACAUGAAGUUUUGUUUGAGGAUUGUUUUACUUCUUUUUCUCGUUACUGGAACUUUAACAGACGGCGGAUUUGAUCUGUCUGAUGCUCUUGAUUUAGGUGACUCAGCAACCUCAGCCCCCAAGGAGCCCCCGAAGGCCCCAGAGAAGCCUAAAUCUGAUGAUUUGACACCGGCUGAGAAACCCAAGAAACCAAGUUCUGGAGAUUCUGGUGGAUUUGGAUUUGACCUGGGGGACGCUCUGGGUCCAGAUGUGCCACCGACUAAGAAACCCAAGAAGCCAAGUUCUGGAGAUUCUGGUGGCAUUGGAUUUGACCUGGAGGAUGCUCUGGGUCCAGACCCUAACCCCAAACCUGACAAACCUGCUGUCAACCCACCAAAGAAUGGUGGAGGCGGUGGAACGUUUGAUGACUCCGAUUUGAUAGGUGUUGGAGAUGGGGACUACAAGCCUGACGGGGGCCGCUCAGGAGGAGGCGGUGCUAUGGACCCUGGAAAUGAUCAUCACGGUGGUGCCGAUCAGCCUCAAGAUCCAGACCUUCUGUGGGGCCAAAUCCUGAAGAUGCUAAAUGCUAACAUGCCAGAGGAAUUCUAUAUGUGGAUGUCCAACUUAAAGCAAAUCUUAACACCUCUGCUAGAGAGGGCCAUGGAACUGCUGCAGGCCAUGCCAUGAGCCAUCAGUCCAUUAAUGUUCUGAUUGGCUGUCAGGUCUGAGGUUGCACUCAAUUAGCGGUUUACAAAAUGUUUGAUGGACUCGAGGUUGAAAAAAAAAAUAUAGUAGUUCUCUGAAAACUGGGUGCUUAAGCUUAUCAUAUUACAGGAAGUGGACAUAAUAACAGAAGCACUCACACCAACAAAUGUGGUAAUGUGGUAUCAACCUUUGUGACUGACUGACUGAGUGAUCAUAGUUCCACCAUUGGUCAGCCGAUUUUAUUUUGUCCAUCCCCUUUACAUUAGUGCAAGAAUGACAACUACGGAUGAGCCCAGAGACCAUGCUAGAUCAGCUAGUAGCUAUUAGCAGCGUACAAGUUGCUGUCAAAGUUUACAUAGAAACAAGAGAAUGUAACAGUCUCUGCGGCCUUUGACCUCUGGUUUACUCUCAACAAACAACACAGCAUUGACUUUCUCCUGUGAGUCCAGACUUAACAGACACCCUGUAUCUGGGUGUGUACAUACUUUACUUUUUCUUACCCUCUCCACCCUGCUCUCCUCUUUAUGGUUUGCCAUGACUCAUUCAUGUGUUGUUGUUAUGCAAUAUUUAUGUUGCAGUAAAGGGUGAACACCUGUUACCUGAUAUGCAGGGUACUUUCCUUUUCAUUUUUGUUUAUGUUGGUUGUUUUGAUGCUGGUAGGUCAUUGUUUUCCUGGUAUUUAAAUAAGCUCAUGUGCAGGAAAUGUGUGUGAGCCAUUUCCUGCACAUAAUAACCAGGAUCUGUUAAGUUAAAUUUCAUGUAUUGGUCUGUGAGCUGCACUUUAGAAAAUAACAUAAUGUUUACAUCCGUAGAAACAAAGUGUUCGUGAGUCUCAUUACUCCAUGUCCGGACACGCCCUGGAUCCUUUACACAUUCUUUACAUACCAUUCAAAGUGCUCCGCUGACAGAUCCAACAUGUUGAGGUGUGAACCUCCAAGAUGUUUGUUCUUAUCAUGUAGAAUCAUUCAUUUUCUUUGGAUAAACUUCGCUUUUAGAUGUUUGAUCAGAUGAUGUUUUUCCCUCUGGUACUUUGUAGCUUGUGAAUAGUUCUUUGUUUACUCUGGUAACUGGUAGUGUAUUUAUUUCUGAUGUCUUCUCUGUAGUUGUAACUUUUCUUAUUGUUGCCUUGAGUCUUUCAUGGGAUUUGUGACAUUGCUGCAAUGACAGGAAGUUUUGAAAUAAUGAAUAAAACAAACAGCAACCAUGUUACUUAGAAGUCAACAAAACAAUGAUUCAAACUAAAGUAAGUUUUGGUUAAUUUGAAUAAAAGGUCAUGAAAAAAAUCUAGGAAUAAGACCUU
Seriola dumerili (greater amberjack) is the source of this 2134-nucleotide messenger RNA. It is a transcript of the gene cd99, whose product is annotated as CD99 antigen-like. Bases 154 to 816 code for a protein of 220 amino acids. NCBI's taxonomy places the organism in Eukaryota, Metazoa, Chordata, Actinopteri, Carangiformes, Carangidae. Gene Ontology annotation, biological process: T cell extravasation; homotypic cell-cell adhesion; positive regulation of neutrophil extravasation. The transcript is spliced from 12 exons. The record is from RefSeq and is a predicted model, not a curated record.